Molecule: messenger RNA, 1623 nt
Organism: Mucor velutinosus
Lineage: Eukaryota; Fungi; Mucoromycota; Mucoromycetes; Mucorales; Mucoraceae
Gene: SSU1
Product: Plasma membrane sulfite pump involved in sulfite metabolism
Exons: 5
Coding region: 1-1623 (540 amino acids)
Source: RefSeq, a predicted model, not a curated record
AUGAAAUCAAAGGAGUCCGUCAUCAAGACUCUGGAAAAUUGUGCCGUGCAGGCUGUAAGCGUCUUGUCUUCAAUCGUCGAGAAGGAUGCUGAUGCCAACAUUGACGACUCCUACGAGGAACUGAAGGCAAGCAAACAUCCUGUUUAUGACAACAGCUUGUUUCGAAAUACAAGUUCAUUGCUAAGCACAUCAGAAGAUGAGCCGGCUAGCGAAGAAGAAAAGGCCUUUGUAAAAAGACUAGUGGCCCAAAUCGACCUGGCAUCAUUUGCAUACCAUAUUUCGCGAAACAAAGAGUAUCAAACAUGCGUCAAUGCUUACUUUCAACGAGCCGUACCUUCUUUCAAUAAAUACACCAAGAAUGAGAUCCAGUUGUUUUUGUGCCUACGUCUGUUUCUUUUGCGACGAGAUAUGAAUGGGGACCCGGAUGCCAACAGAACAGAUCUUAUCAACAAGCACUUUCCCAAGAAGCCCAAGACUUACUUUUUUAAUGAUGAAUUCAGCGAGAAGGAAGCAGGAAGACGUCAAAUCAUAAUGGCUGUCAAUAUAGUCUCAGAUUUUCUCUGCAGUAAAGCAAGUGAUUUGGACAAGGAGGUCAGAUUUGGCGCUGUUGUGAUGGUCGAGAAGUUUUUGCAUGAGUAUAUUCAGUAUAGAAUGGAUGAGAACUUUGACUGUGAGCCAGAUCGAGAGAUCGAGCAGGAAUUCCCGGAAACCGAGGAUGAGAUGAAGGCUCUGGUGUACGAGAUAUUCAACGAAGAUUUUAUCGACAAGCUCAAUGAUGAAAUGUCUACAAACAAUAGCGAUGCAGAGCCAUAUGCUGCUGAAGAGGAUAGCGAGGUGGAUGAGGAGGACAGUGAUUCAGAAAAUGGCGACAGUGAGAGUGAAUCUGACAAGAGCUCAUCUACAUUAUCCACGAAUAAUGAUAGCGACACCGAAAUUCCUGCGAAUUUACCAGUAAACGAAGAUGGUGAGGAAGACGAGCUACCAGACGAGGAGGAGGAAGAAAGUACUAGUAAGAGCAGAGCAACCACCUCUCGUCAUCGCAUCACUGAUGAACAGCCAGGUGCUCGUGCAGUAACUGCCCAAGAAGCAGACUUUUCAGAUGACACAGGCGUUGGUCCAUCAAGGCGCUCUUCUAAUGCCUCUACAAGUUACAGCAAUACCACUAAAUCUCGACGUCGACGACGAUUACCUCACUCAAGUGAACAAAGCUUAAGGAAGAGAAGAGCUCUUGCAGACAGAGGUCAUAUAUCACCAGUGUCAGGCGGCAGUACAGACGAUACAUCCGUGAAUGAACACGUAGAACAAGAAGAGACUCCUCCUCUUCCUCCUCCUCCUCUUAAAUUUCAUAUAUGCGAUGAUGGCAGAGCCAGAGUGGUCCCCCCUGUUCCCAAGAUAAGAGAGAAGGCACAGAGAUGGACGGAAGAGGAGGUUCAGGCUUUGGAGGAAGGGCUGAGAUAUUACAAGAGAAAUGCAUGGUCAAGCAUUCACAAGAUGUUCAAGGAUGUGCUCGGCUCACAUAAACCAACUCAAUUAAAAGACAAAGCCAAAAACGAGGUUAAAAGAAGACAGAGUCAUGGCAUUCCUCUGGAAGGUUUCCAGUAUUUCCUUAAUCCUCAAAAAUGA